AUGACUACCAAAUCUCCGGCGGCCAGUGGCCAGGUCGAAGCCAUUGAGUACGUCGCUGGCGAGGACACAAAAGACAGCUAUGCCAUUAAACACCACCUCGAAUUCGAUGCUCCUUUGGUCCAUGUUCAAACCCUCAACGAGGCCGAACAUGUCCGCCUCGGCUGGCGCACUUGGGCUGCCGUCUUCUUCAGCAGCUUUGCUGUCAUGACCCAGACCCACGUGGUGAUCGCGGCCGGAUCUGUGAUUGCGUUCAUCAUGCGCGAACUGGGUACCAUGAACGCUGCCUGGAUCAUCCAGGGUCCCCUUCUCAUCCAGUCCGCCUUGGCUCCCACCAUUGGGCGGCUCAGCGACGUUCUCGACCGAAGAUAUUUGGCUUCUCUUCCACCUCUCAUCGCCUUCGCGGGAGCAGUCAUCUCCGCAAGAGCCACAUCAAUGAACAUGCUCAUCGGUGGAGGCAUCCUGAUUGGUGUGACUUUGUCCACGGUUUCUAUCGUACACGCCAUUCCCAGCGAAGUGCUGCCUCUGAAGUACCGUGUUAUCGCCAAUGGUCUUGGUUAUCUGGGAGGAUCUGUGGCCGGAAUUGUUGGUGUCCUCGGCUCCGGAGCACUCACCAAUGCCAGCCCGACCGGAUGGCGCAACAUUUUCUGGAUGCAAGCAGCAUUCCAUCUCGUAACCUUCCUAGGCUUGAUUGCGUUCUACCACCCUAUUCGAAAGUCUGACUAUCCGAAAAGCUCUUGGAAGCAGGUCAUCUGGGCAUGUGACCCCUGGGGUUCCUUAUUCUUUGUCUUCGGCUGCACCCUCCUGUUGCUUGCAAUGGACUGGGCCAGUGGUGCCUACGAAUGGUCCGAUGCCCAAGUCGCGGCUCCCCUAGCCCUCGGGUUUGUCUGUUUGAUAGCGUUUGGUGUUUAUGAAUGGAUUGGUCGCUCGGAUGGACUCAUCUCACACGUAUUUUUUCGCGGGUCCGCCAACUUCGCCAUUUCAAUGUUCUGCUUCACAGUCGAGGGCUGGCUCUUCUACAGCGCCGUGAACAGUGUCACCCCGCGAAUCAUUCUCAAUCUAGGCUUCGAAAGGAACGCCUGGAACGUUGCGAUCCGACAGCUUUCUCUAACAAUUGCAGGCCUGGUUACACCAUUCCCCUUGAUGUGGUACUCGACAAAGUACAAGGACAUCAAAUCCCCUCUGAUCUUCACUUAUGUGGUAUUCCUUGCUGUAGCGAUCUGUUAUUCGCUCAUCUCACCGAGUAUGAGCCACGCGCAAAUCGCGUUCCAGGUCUUGGCCGGCAUUGGCGUCUCUGGGCCGCUUUGUCUCCUUGUUACGCUCAUCCAGUUUACUGCUCCCCACGCAUAUUUGUCCACCGCCACUGGUCUCGCGUACUCUGCCAGAGCUAUCGGCGGGGCCUUCGGUGCUGCAGUUCUCGACACAAUUAUCAACGACAAACUCAAGUCUUAUCCUGAAAAGGUUGGCAACGCUGCAACUGAGGCCGGCCUUCCAACCUCUUCUGUAGCCACGCUAUUGAAGGCUUUGGCUGCGGGAACUCCAGUGUCCAAAGUACCUGGCAUGACUCCCUCGAUACAGGACUCCGCCUUGCACGCCAGUCGUUGGGCUUACACAAGGGCAUAUAGGCCUGCAUGGGCCAGCAUUAUUCCGUUCGUUGUUCUGGCGAUCGUGGCCACCUUCUUUCUGAAGAGCGUCAGAGAACUGAUGACCGAACGGAUCGAAGCGACAGUGGAGCGUGUCCCAGUAAGAAAUGAAGACGAGAAGGCGUAG
Exophiala aquamarina CBS 119918 is the source of this 1767-nucleotide messenger RNA. RefSeq lists its product as uncharacterized. Lineage: Eukaryota; Fungi; Ascomycota; Eurotiomycetes; Chaetothyriales; Herpotrichiellaceae. The coding region runs from base 1 to 1767 and encodes 588 amino acids. Gene Ontology annotation, molecular function: transmembrane transporter activity. The record is from RefSeq and is a predicted model, not a curated record. The transcript is spliced from 6 exons. Gene Ontology annotation, biological process: transmembrane transport.